CUUUUUUUACGUUAAAUUAUUUUAUUAAAACAAACUUUUGUGGUUAAAGUAGUGAACCAGUUGACCAGUUAAACCGUGAUGGUUCAUAUGAUUUUAUGCUGAAUCGUGAAAAAUCGUUUGGUCCUUCAAUAACCGUUCAAACAAUGAAAUCGUAGGAUUUUUCCGAUAAAGAUAGAGCAAACUCCUAGCAUUCAUUUGCCUUCUUAUCAAUAAAUUUUUUUUUGCUAAGAUGGAGUAAAUAAAUAUUGAUAAGCGGCGGAAACCCAAGGGUUAUUCCGAGAAAGAUAGAGCAAACUUCGAUCUACUCUAUUGAGAGCUAUUAGAAAACUCCUGUUUAGUCACAAUCACCAGAACCAGAAAUCUUACGAGGUUUCUUAGCGAGACUGUGAAAUGGAAUACUACAAGCAAAAAAUAUGAGGGGAGCGAAUGCUGAAGGAAGACGUGCCUACGAAGUCUCCUUUUGGUUAUAGUGACCAGGUACAGAAACCGGAAUGGCGGCUUCUCUGGAAAGUGAUGAGAUACCAGUGGAGGAGGAAUCCCCAAAAGAUAAACUUAACCCAACAAUCGCGAUUGAGGACCUGCUCCACAGGAUCACGCUGGAGGAAGAUGAGGAGGAACCUCUUGAAGUUGAAGAUGGCGAUAUUGAUAUAGUACGAACGGAAGCGGCUAGACACCUAGGGCUUAUUGGCCGCCUGGUGUCAGAUAAACAACAAAAUAUUAAGUCGAUGAAGAUAGCGUUAUCAAAAGCCUGGGGCCUGAAGAGGACUUACCAGAUUACAGAUCUGCAUAACAAUCUGUUUGUCUUUCAGUUUUUGGACUUUGAUUAUCGAAAUAAAGUCUGCUAUGGAGGGCCGUGGAAUUAUGGGAACUGCAGCAUAGUCUUCAAAGCCAGUGGGAUGAUUCAAAAGCCAACACCAGUUGAUCUGCAUGAAAUAGACAUUUGGAUACAACUUGAGGCUUUCCAACGGAACUAAGGACUCAAUCAAUGGCGGAGAAAAUUGCAAAAUGCUUUGGGGAGCUAGUAUUUUUUGAUGAUAGUGAUGAGAAGAUGUGGGAAGACUAUAUGUGAGUUAGGGUGCAUAUGUCAAUAAACAACCCGCUCAAGAAGAAAAUUAAGCUGAAUAUUGGUGGAAAGCUAAUGGAAUUCAAAUCAAGUAUGAAAAGUUACCACUCUUUUGCCAUUCUUGUGGAGGGAUUGGCCAUGUGAAGGUGAAAUGCCCUCAACCAACACAGUUGGCAACUGACCCUUUUGGUUUUGACCUAAGAGCAACACCUCUAGCCCCACACAAAUGGUUCUCCCUAGAAGCAAGGAAAGCGGAUACAGAUAUUUGGAGGCAGCUGAGGCAGAAGUUUGAAAUCGGAAGCACAGGAUCAAAUCAAGGGAUAGAAAAUUAUGCGAAGUAGAGGCAGUAAGCAUGGAUGCUGAACCAAAGACACAGGAUGAAGAGAAUGAGGGUGCUAAGGCGAUUGAAGGACAAGAAGAAGGGCCACAUACCUUGCUAGAUACAGUUCAGAGGGCUGAGGUGAACGCCCUGAGGAAGAUACCUGUUGAGCAGGGCACUGGGAGGAAUGACUAGGGGAGAAUAACUAGAACAAAGCAAAAAAUCCAAUCAAGAAUAAUAGGCCAUGAAAGAAGUAUGGGAGCAGUACAUAGACUUAUCAUGGAAAAGACUGCUGAAAUAGAGCAACGGAAGCUGAGGGGAAAAAGCUGGAGGAGACAGAAAUAUGCAAAACCAAGGGAGGGAGGAGCAUCACAAGUAACUCCUCAAAAGCAUAACACUGAAGAUAAAGGCGAGAUCCCUAGCCUAAAUAAGGAGGAACAGGUGAUAUCAAAGAAGGCUAGGACUUUGAUUUUCUCGGAAGACGUAGAAAUGGCGAAUGGUGUACACAAAGCACAUAUGGAUGGCGAAGAGGCGGACCCUGCAAAGGAGCAUGGCCACCGAGCUCAAUCAAGAAUAAUAGGCCAU
Linum trigynum is the source of this 1967-nucleotide messenger RNA. The record is from the annotation of a GenBank genome assembly. NCBI's taxonomy places the organism in Eukaryota, Viridiplantae, Streptophyta, Magnoliopsida, Malpighiales, Linaceae.